Pneumocystis jirovecii RU7 is the source of this 582-nucleotide messenger RNA. RefSeq lists its product as uncharacterized. The transcript has 4 exons. NCBI's taxonomy places the organism in Eukaryota, Fungi, Ascomycota, Pneumocystomycetes, Pneumocystales, Pneumocystaceae. Bases 1 to 582 code for a protein of 193 amino acids. Gene Ontology annotation, cellular component: TRAPP complex; trans-Golgi network; cis-Golgi network. Gene Ontology annotation, biological process: endoplasmic reticulum to Golgi vesicle-mediated transport; regulation of GTPase activity. The record is from RefSeq and is a predicted model, not a curated record.
AUGCAGGUGGAUCCUCAUUCUAUAUUUGUGAAUGCUUCAUGUAUGGAUUUUCUUUUAAUUGAAAUGGUUCCUUUAAUGAAACGAUUAACAUUGAUGACAAUGUCUUCUCCCCAGAUUCCUAAAUAUUUGGGCUCUGAAGCAUCUAAUUUAGCAGCUAUUCAGUAUGAAGAUGAUGAACGGGAGGCUGUUUAUGAUAAAUUAGUAUCUUUAGGUUUUAAAGUGGGUCAAAGGCUUGUUGAACGUAGAUUUUCACGAGAUAAACCACGUUUUUCGGGGCAUCUUGAUAUGAUCAAAUUUAUUUGUAAAGAUUUAUGGAUGUUGCUUUUUAAAAAACAAGUUGAUAAUCUUAAAACAAAUCAUAAAGGUGUUUAUGUUUUAACUGACCAUUGUUUUUUAUGGUUUUCGCGAAUGUCAACAAAAAUAGGUGGUCAAGACGCAAUUGAUAAAGCACAAAUUUUCCUUUGGUUUCCAUGUGGUAUGCUUCGGGGUAUUAUGGCUAACUUGGGAGAACAAUGUAAUGUUUCCGCAGAUAUAUCAGGACUCCCUGGUUGUACAUUUCAAAUUAAAUUAAUUAAUUCAUAA